AUGGAUUCUUUGUCCUAUACCGGCCCUGAACUACUGCCGUGUGGUAGGAACUCGAAUACAUGCUGCACACCGAAGGAGAAGUGUGGCUCCAACCUUCUGUGCCACGGUCCAGAUCCGAGUCGGCAAUACUGCUCGAACAAGAAUUGGGCAAACUGCUCAGAGCUGUCACCUGAAUCUAAAAUAGCUGGUCUCAGGUUAUGGGACUGCGGGGGGAAUAUUUACUGCUAUAAGAACGAGACUUGCUGCUCGGAUGGACCAACGUAUUACAUCAACCCCUUCACCGGGGAAGUGAAAGAUGGUAGUCAGAGAGACUCCACAGCAUCUCCAUCCUGGUGGACGGUUGAUAGCACGGCCAUACUGGCUGGCUCAACUGCAAGUACGUCUCGAUCGAGCCCAGAAACCAUACUCUCUUCGAACAGCGCCACCAUAAGUGUGUCUCAAGCCGGCACGGAACCAACAUCGAAUAGCGCUACCACAAUUACGACUCGAGCCAGUACAGAACCCGCAGCCUCCUCAAACAGUAGCCCCGCAACGUCUAAAUCCUCCAGUACCACAGUAUCUAGCCCAGGAAACUCACCUAAUUCUUCUUCUAGUCUCUCUGUAGGUGCAGGUGCCGGCAUAGGCGUUGGGUGUGCAGCUGCGGUAGUUGGUCUUGCUGUUCUUGUAUGGCUCUUCCUGCGUGAACGUAAGAAGAGAAUGACAUUACAAGCUCAAAUCGGACAACAAAAUAGCUCUUUGGGAUCUUCACCUCCCGCCGUUCAAAAAUAUGGCACGCAUGAUUACGCACAAUAUGGACAGCCUCCGCGCCACGAGUUAGACCAGGGAAGUUCGAGGCAGGAAAUGGAAUAA
Molecule: messenger RNA, 849 nt
Organism: Cucurbitaria berberidis CBS 394.84
Lineage: Eukaryota; Fungi; Ascomycota; Dothideomycetes; Pleosporales; Cucurbitariaceae
Exons: 2
Coding region: 1-849 (282 amino acids)
Source: RefSeq, a predicted model, not a curated record